AUGCACACAGUGGAGGUAGCGGUUUCCCUGCUGUUGGUCGCGAUCAUCGUGGUGUCGUUGCUGUCCAACGUGGUGGUGCUGAUUUGCUUCCUCUACAACGCGGAGAUCCGCAAACAGGUGCCGGGGCUCUUUAUUCUCAACCUGACACUUUGCGACCUGCUGCUGACCGUCUCCAACAUGCCCCUGACCCUCGGAGGACUUAUCUACAGAGGUCACCCGGGCGGACAGGGGUUCUGCCAGAUCGUGGGCUUUCUGGACACGUUCUUGACCACCAACUCCAUGCUGAGCAUGGCCGCGCUGAGCAUAGACCGGUGGGUGGCCGUGGUCUUUCCCCUGAGUUACCACUCCCGGAUCCGGCAUAGGGACGCCGUGAUCGCCCUGUGCUACACGUGGAUUCACUCGCUGUCGUUUUCCGUUGUCGCGUCGUGCCUGUCCUGGGUGGGAUACCAUCAACUCUACGCCUCGUGCACCCUCUGCAACACCAGGGCGAGCGGCGUCAGGACUCAGUUUGUCGUCUACACGCUCGUGUUGCACUCGGUGACUUUCUUGCUCUCGCUGGUCGUGCUCUGCGUAACGUACCUCAAAGUGCUGAAAGUGGCCCGGUUUCACUGCAAGCGCAUCGACGUGAUCACCAUGCAAACGCUUGUGUUGCUCGUGGACAUCCAUCCGAGUGUGCGUCAGCGGUGUCUGGAGGAGCAGAGGAGGCGACGGCAGAGGGCAACCAGGAAGAUCAGCACCUUCAUCGGCACCUUCAUCAUCUGCUUCACACCCUACGUACUCACCAGGGUGAUGGAGCUGUUUGAGCUGAUUCCCAUCAGUCCCCAGUGGGGGGCGCUGUGCAAGUGUCUGGCCUACAGCAAGGCGGCCUGCGACCCCUUCGUCUACUCGCUGCUCCGCCACCAGUACCGCAAGACCUGCAGGGACAUCGCCAACCGCCUCCUCAAGAGGAGGGCGCGCUCCCUCAACAUCAACAGCGGUGCCCCCAGCAGGCAGGAGAACGGCAAGAAGUGGAGGAGGGAGAAGGAGGUGCGGAGGACCAGGGAGCAGGAGCAGGCGCAGGAGGGGGAAGAGGAGGAGCACUGCACAGGCCCAUAA
This is a messenger RNA of Engraulis encrasicolus (European anchovy), 1095 nucleotides long. It is a transcript of the gene gpr26, whose product is annotated as G protein-coupled receptor 26. Gene Ontology annotation, biological process: adenylate cyclase-activating G protein-coupled receptor signaling pathway. The coding region runs from base 1 to 1095 and encodes 364 amino acids. Gene Ontology annotation, molecular function: G protein-coupled receptor activity. Gene Ontology annotation, cellular component: membrane. The record is from RefSeq and is a predicted model, not a curated record. The transcript is spliced from 4 exons. Lineage: Eukaryota; Metazoa; Chordata; Actinopteri; Clupeiformes; Engraulidae.